This is a messenger RNA of Colletotrichum abscissum, 1464 nucleotides long. RefSeq lists its product as uncharacterized. Gene Ontology annotation, molecular function: transmembrane transporter activity. The coding region runs from base 1 to 1464 and encodes 487 amino acids. Gene Ontology annotation, biological process: transmembrane transport. NCBI's taxonomy places the organism in Eukaryota, Fungi, Ascomycota, Sordariomycetes, Glomerellales, Glomerellaceae. The transcript has 3 exons. The record is from RefSeq and is a predicted model, not a curated record.
AUGGCCGAAGAAUCACCCAAGUCCGUGUCGUCGGACGUCCACGAUGCGGCCUCUGACCCACCGGUGAAGCGAGUGUGGUACCACAGCACCUUGUUCAAUGCCUUCGUGAUCGGAGGAGUUGGCUUCAUGGCCCCUGGCCUGUGGAAUGCGAUGAACGCCCUCGGCGCAGGUGGUGCCCAAGAACCGUUCCUCGUCAAUGCCGCCAAUGCGCUUGUCUUCGGACUCAUGGCCUUCCUGUGCUUAUUCGGUGGGCCCAUCGCGAACCGCAUUGGGCUCUCAAGAACGCUGUUGCUUGGAGCUGUUGGCUACCCACUUUACUCCGCUGGACUGUACACCAACAACCGUUACGGCAACGUCUGGCUCGUUCUUGUUGGAGCUGCCGCCUGCGGUAUUUCUGCCGGCUUGUUCUGGGCCUCCGAGGGCGCUGUUGCUCUUGGAUACCCAGAGCCGUCUAAGCGUGGCAAGUACAUGAACAUCUGGCUCUGGUUCAGAACCGGUGGUCCUCUUGUCGGUGGAGCCAUCGUUCUGGCCCUCAACAACGAUGCGGCUGCGAAGAAGAAGGGCAAGGUUGGAUAUCAGACCUACCUGGUCUUCGUUGCUCUACAAUGUCUCAGCGUGCCCCUUGCACUCGCUCUAUCUCCCCCGGAGAAGGUCCAAAGAUCCGACGGUAGCAAAGUUAUUAUCAAAGCCGAGAAGUCGUUCAAGGCCGAGUUCAGAGAGCUGCUCCGCGUGUCGAAGCGCAAGGACAUCCUGCUGCUUCUCCCCAUCUUUUGGGCUGCCUACUUCAACCAGUACAGCGGAAACUUCCAAGCCUACUAUUUCGGCAUCCGAGCUCGCGCACUCAUCGGUUUCGUCAGCAACUUCGGCACGCUUCUCUCAUCGCAGCUGAUUAGCACUCUCCUCGACUACAAGAAAUUCAGUGUAAAGAAGCGCAUCACUAUUGGCUUCUACUACGUCAUUGUAUGGCACGUCAUUGCGUGGGUUUACGGCUGGGUCAUUCAAGAGAAGUACACUCGCAACCCACCUGCGUACGAUUGGGAAGAUAAGGGAUUCACUGAGGGUUUCUUUGUGCUCUUGUUGUGGGAUUUCGCCCGUCAAGCACUGCAGAGCUGGCUUUACUACCUUCUCGCUACCAAGACGGACAACAUCUCGGAGCUCACUCGUUUCUCGGGUAUUCUUAGAGGCCAGGAAAGCUUUUCCCAGGCUGUCUCGUUUGGCUUGAACACACAGAAGUGGAAGGGAGGUCGAGUACCACUUGCUGUCAACACUAUACUCCUGGGUUUGGCCGUUUAUCCUACGUGGCUGGUGGUCAGAGACCACGUCCCAGUCGAAGAGACCGACAGACUUGCAGCUGUAGAGGAACAGUCACAAACUAGUGAACUAGCCGAGACGAGGUUGUCAGUGGAUGAGAGAAAGGAAUUUGCUGUGGGGCAGACGGGUAUUGGGAGAGAUGCGAAGAUGUGA